This is a messenger RNA of Capsella rubella, 1782 nucleotides long. Its product is annotated as dynein regulatory complex subunit 3. The coding region runs from base 234 to 1574 and encodes 446 amino acids. The transcript is spliced from 10 exons. Gene Ontology annotation, molecular function: protein binding. The record is from RefSeq and is a predicted model, not a curated record. Lineage: Eukaryota; Viridiplantae; Streptophyta; Magnoliopsida; Brassicales; Brassicaceae.
ACCUACAGUACUACUAAGUUAGGGAUAAGGGUUUAAGUGUUUAGGAGGUUGUCCCUGAUCCUUAUAAUAAUAUACAGGCCAAAUUUAUAAACAAAGGAAACUGUUGGGUGUUUCCGGUAAAAACAUAGCAGUAGAGCACGGUCGGGACUCGGGAACAGAGGCAAUCUUUCAUUAAGGUGACGGCUCUGAACGAAAAGACUAGGGUUUUGUCUGUGACAAGGAAGAAGACGGAGAUGAAUUCGUUAACCGUUGAACAAGUCCUCAAAGAGAAGAAGACCAGUGACCCAGAUUCCGUAAAGGAACUUAAUCUUGGCCACAAAGCUCUCACAGAUGUUUCUUGUUUGAGCAAAUUCAAGAACUUGGAGAAGCUUGACCUUCGUUUCAACAAUCUCAAGGAUCUUCAGGGACUCAAGUCCUGUGUGAAUUUGAAAUGGCUUUCAGUUGUGGAGAAUAAAUUACAAAGCUUAAAUGGAAUUGAAACACUAACUAAGCUUAAUGUGCUAAAUGCUGGAAAGAAUAAGCUCAAAUCCAUGAAUGAGGUAUCUUCUCUUGUCAAUUUGGGAGCCUUGAUUUUGAACGACAAUGAAAUCUCCUCCAUUUGUAAGCUAGACCUACUGAAAGACUUAAACAGUCUUGUUCUUUCUAGGAACCCUAUCAGUGAAAUUGGUGACUCACUUUCAAAGUUGAAAAAACUCUCUAAGGUUUCUUUGUCUAACUGCAGAAUAAAAGCUAUUGGCUCUUCUCUCAAGUCAUGCUCUGAUUUGAAAGAGCUAAGACUCGCCCACAAUGAGAUUAAGGCUCUUCCUGCUGAACUAGCUGUCAACAAAAGACUACUGAAUUUGGAUGUGGGAAACAACAUGAUCACAAAAAUCUCUGGUUUAGAGGUUUUGGGUACACUAUCUUGCUUGCGAAACUUGAAUAUUCGAGGAAACCCGAUCUCUGAUAACGAUAAGUCAGUUAAGCAGGUGAGAAAGUUGCUCCCCCCUUCAGUGAAUGUAUUCAACGCUCAACCCCUAGAUAAAAUCUCAAGGAAAGAAAAGCAUACCCGGUUUAAUACCGAUGAUGAAACCUUUGAUGCUCGUCACAACAAAUCAGCAGAAGAAGAACAAUCAAAAGAAGAUCGAAAAAUCAAGAAGAGCUCCAAGAGAAACAAGUCAGAAGAAGAUGAAGAAGAAGAUGGCAAGAGCAAGAAGAAGAAGUCAAAGAGCAACCCAAAUGUAGAUCAAGUUGAAACAGAAGAGAAGGAAGAAGAUAAACAGAAGAAACCCCCAAGUAACAAAGAUGAUGUUGAGAAGAAACAGAAAAGGGCUAAUCCAAAGGAGGAACUCGAUGCUAUCGAUGAUGCGGAAACCUCUUUUGCAGAAAUCUUUUCCUGGGACAAAGUGUCAAAGGGUUCUGAAGACAGUGUUGAGAAGAAGAAGAGAAGCAGCGUGAAAGAGACAGGUCUGGUGAGAGUGAUAGAUAACAAGAAGAAUAAGAAGAAGAAAACAGAAAAGAACCAAAGCAAAAGUGUAGUGAUUGAUCUUCCCAUGGAAGUUGAGAUCGGGUUGGGAGGAGAGUCAAAGUGGGAAUAAAACCGGGAAACAAACUGAAACUCCGGUGGUUCAACAGAAGAGUGUUCACACUUUAGAGACAAGGGACUGUUAUGUCUUAAAGCCCCAAACGGCUAGGGUGAAAGUACUUUGAUAUACUAUCUGAUUGUUAAGACUUACGAACAUAUAAAAGGAACAAAUGUUUAGUGAUUUCAAUCUCCUUCAUAAAAUGGUUUUGUAGUUUUGAGAA